Molecule: messenger RNA, 339 nt
Organism: Necator americanus (New World hookworm)
Lineage: Eukaryota; Metazoa; Nematoda; Chromadorea; Rhabditida; Ancylostomatidae
Exons: 1
Coding region: 1-339 (112 amino acids)
Source: RefSeq, a predicted model, not a curated record
AUGGAGAAGCUUGACUGCACGGAACGAAAGCUGCUCAGACGGCUACUAGGCUACUUUUGGCCUAGGGUAUGUCACAAUGAAGAUCUUUACGCAGAAAUUGAUGUGGUAUACCGGCGGAUGACACGUGGAAAACAUCAACAUCUUGCACCGCCAUCGAAAGUGGCUAAAGUAAAUCGUCUUCGCUUCUUUGGUCAUAUAUUAAGGAGACCGGCAGAUCGCCUUGUUCAACGAGUUCUGAGGAGUUCGUCGGGUUCGAGCUGGAAGAAGCCACCUGGCCGAAAACGGAAGUUCUGGACUGAGGCGGUGAAAGAAGAACCUGAGGACACUCGGUGUGGAUAG